AUGGACUGCGCCACCAGCCCAGUGAGCUUCGACUGUGGAGCGGAUCAGCCAUGCCCGGUGUGGGCCCCCGCUCCGCCCCUCUCCGGCCUCUCCCCCCCCCCCCCCCCCCCCCCCAGUGUCUCCCCACAAUGCCAGGUGGCCACUGCUGAAGAAUGCGAAGAGCACAAGGACUUCGUGCCAGGCCACAGCUUGGCUGGCGAGGGCAUUGACAUCACCACACUGGAAAAAAGAGGGGGCAAGGUGCUGGAUAUGAAUCAGUGGCAGAAGCCAGACGGGACUUGUACCUUAUGCCAGAAUCAGCUGCUGCCGGACAAGCCGCUCCAGAGGCUACCGCUGGCUGCCGUGGACUGGGAGGUCAAAACCAUGUGCCAGCAGAAGGUGCACACAUCACUGCAGAACAAUGGCUUUGGGGUGGUCAGCGCUGCCGGAUCCGAUGUGCAGAAUGACUGGAAGCUCGGGCUGGAUAUACAGGUGAAGCCGCAGACAAAUAUCCAAGUGGCUUUGGCAGCAUCCCACUCCAAGACAGCUGACUUCAGCAUGGACAAAGCCUCACAGGACAAGUACAGUUUCGCUAGACAUGAAGUAUCCUGCACAUACUACAGCUUCCGCACUGACCACCACCAGCAGCUCAGCAAGCACUUCAAGCUUGCCCUACACAAUCUCCCCGGGAAGUACCACCAUGCGACCCAGCUGGAAUAUCGCCAGCUCAUUGCCACCUAUGGGACACAUUUCAUCACGCGGCUUCACUUGGGCGGGCGCAUAAGGGACGUGACGGCCGUGCGAGAGUGUGAGUUGGUGCUGAAUGGGGUAACCGCCGAUGAGGUCAAAGACUGCCUGAGGAUUGAGGCAGCUGCCAGUAUUGGAGGCGCAGUGAAAAUGGAUGCGGCCUACAAGACGUGCGAAGAGCUGAAAAAGAAACAGACUUUCCAGGGCAGCUUCCACCAGGUGUACAGAGAGAGGCACACAGAGGUGGUGGGUGGGACUAGUCACAUUGACCUGCUUUUUCCCGACAAUCACAACCCUGAGACCUUCAGUGAGUGGUUGGAAGGUGUUAUAUCUGUGCCCGGCCUGCUUUCCUACUCGCUGGACCCCAUUCAUACCUUGGUGCCCGAGGGGAACCCUAGGAGGGAGGGCUUGCAGCAGGCCGUGAGAGAGUACGUGACAGAAAGAGCCCUCUGGCGGAACUGCACCCAGCCUUGCCCACCGGGAACACAGCGCAGUGUUCGGGACCCCUGUUCCUGCGUGUGUCCCAGUGACGGCACCACCAGCUCCAUGUGCUGCUCACGAAAACGGGGCCUGGGCAAGCUGACUGUGAAGAUCCAGCGGGCUCAUGGCCUGUGGGGAGAUUCCUUCUCACGGACAGAUGCCUACGUCAUGGUGUUCUACCAAGGGAGGGAGAUUCGCACGCCCACUGUGUGGAACAAUGACAACCCAGUAUGGAACAUCCAUUUGGAUCUGGGACACAUCCAGAUACUUGGGGAAAACAGCAAGCUCCAAAUCCAGGUCUGGGAUGAAGACAACAAAUAUGACGACGACAGUCUGGGGCUCUGUGAGAAGACUCUUGAGGCUGGGAAGCUACAUAAUGAAGUCUGCUACUUAGACCAUGGGCGCCUGGAUUUCCAAUACCACUUGAUCUGUGCUCCCUACCUGGGCGGCCCCUUCUGCUUCGAUUAUGUUCCUCAGAUGCCAAAAAGUGGGGAGGUCUUGUUACGCAAGGGCAAAGCAGUCACUGUGAAGCAAAAGGCCCCUUGAUUGUGUGGCGCAGUUGGACUUUCAGAGAUGCCCACAGGUGUUCCUUGUAAGCAGAACACGAGCCACCCUCUUUCCCUCUAAGUGCAAAAUCCCAGACCUGCAGCAAUAAGGGCUUCACCUGAAAAAGCUUGUCACAAUCUGUGUUAGUCCUUAAAUGUCACAGAACUCUCACAUCAUUUCUCUCUAAUCAGUGUACACUCU
This is a messenger RNA of Varanus komodoensis (Komodo dragon), 1953 nucleotides long. RefSeq names its product perforin-1-like. The coding region runs from base 1 to 1752 and encodes 583 amino acids. The transcript has 3 exons. Lineage: Eukaryota; Metazoa; Chordata; Lepidosauria; Squamata; Varanidae. The record is from RefSeq and is a predicted model, not a curated record.